AUGAUCCAUGCAAAACCUGUACCUACCCCCAUGACCUCCUCCCUAAAGCUAUCUGCCUUUGGAGACGGCUCCUUCAGCAAUCCCACUCUGUUUCGGUCAAUAUUUGGUGGUCUGCAGUAUGCUACGAUUACAAGACCUGAGAUCUCUUUUUCAGUGAAUAAAGUAGCCCAGUUCCUUCACAACCCUCUUGAGUCCCACUGGAAAGCUGUAAAACGAAUCCUCAGGUACCUAGUAGGCACCACAGAGUAUGGCCUCAGGUUCAGCAAGUUCACAAACUUCAGAAUCUAUGGCUUUUGCGACUCUGAUUGGGCCAGUGAUGUUGAUGAUCGCAAGUCAACAAAUGGGUAUGGCAUUUACCUUGGCUCAAACUUGGUCUCAUGGGCUAGCAGAAAGCAAACUGCAGUGUCCAAGAGCAGCACUGAAGCUAAAUUUUGA
Messenger RNA from Arachis ipaensis, 435 nucleotides. NCBI's taxonomy places the organism in Eukaryota, Viridiplantae, Streptophyta, Magnoliopsida, Fabales, Fabaceae. The record is from RefSeq and is a predicted model, not a curated record.